This is a messenger RNA of Dipodomys ordii (Ord's kangaroo rat), 3025 nucleotides long. RefSeq names its product eukaryotic translation initiation factor 2-alpha kinase 3 (gene Eif2ak3). Gene Ontology annotation, biological process: protein phosphorylation. Lineage: Eukaryota; Metazoa; Chordata; Mammalia; Rodentia; Heteromyidae. The record is from RefSeq and is a predicted model, not a curated record. The annotation marks the transcript as partial. Gene Ontology annotation, molecular function: protein binding; protein kinase activity; ATP binding. The transcript is spliced from 15 exons.
UUUUGUCCUAUUCCUUCUCCAAUUUACAGGUCACUAGUAAUUAUCAGCACUUUAGAUGGACGUAUCGCUGCCUUGGAUGCUGAGGAUCAUGGUAAAAAGCAAUGGGAUUUAGACGUGGGAUCUGGUUCCUUGGUUUCAUCUAGCCUUAGCAAGCCAGAGGUAUUUGGGAAUAAAAUGAUAAUUCCUUCCCUGGAUGGAGACCUCUUUCAGUGGGACCGAGACCGGGAGAGCAUGGAAACUGUUCCUUUCACUGUUGAAUCCCUUCUUGAAUCUUCUUAUAAAUUUGGAGAUGAUGUUGUUUUGGUUGGAGGAAAAUCCCUUACUACAUAUGGACUCAGUGCAUAUAGUGGGAAGGUGAGAUAUAUCUGCUCAGCUUUGGGGUGUCGCCGAUGGGAUAGUGAUGAAAUGGAAGAAGAAGAAGACAUUCUGCUGCUGCAACGCACCCAGAAAACCGUGAGAGCUGUCGGACCUCGUAGUGGCAAUGAGAAGUGGAAUUUCAGUGUUGGCCACUUUGAACUUCGGUAUAUUCCAGACAUGGAAACUAGAGCUGGCUUUAUUGAAAGCACCUUUAAGCCCAGUGGAAACAAAGAAGAUACUAAAAUUAUUUCAGAUGUGGAAGAACAGGAGGCUGCCAUGCUGGACACGGUGAUUAUAAAGGUCUCAGUUGCUGAUUGGAAGGUUAUGGCAUUUAGUAAGAAGGAAGGACAUCUGGAAUGGGAGUAUCAGUUUUGUACUCCAAUUGCAUCUGCCUGGUUGGUUAGGGAUGGCAAAGUUAUUCCCAUUAGUCUUUUUGAUGAUACAAGUUACGCAUCUAAUGAAGAAGUUUUGGAAGAUGAAGAAGACAUUGUAGAAGCUGCUCGGGGAGCCACAGAAAAUAGUGUAUACUUGGGAAUGUAUAGAGGCCAGCUGUAUCUGCAGUCAUCAGUCAGAAUUUCAGAAAAGUUUCCUACUAGUCCCAAAGCCUUGGAAUCUGUCAAUAAUGAGAAUGCAAUUAUUCCUUUGCCAACAAUCAAGUGGAAGCCCUUAAUUCAUUCUCCAUCUAGAACUCCUGUCUUGGUAGGUUCUGAUGAAUUUGACAAAUGUCUUAGCAAUGAUAAGUUUUCUCAUGAAGAAUACAGUAAUGGGGCACUUUCAAUCUUACAGUAUCCUUAUGAUAAUGGUUAUUAUCUACCAUACUAUAAGAGAGAAAGAAACAAACGGAGCACACAAAUCACGGUUAGAUUCUUCGACAACCCAAAUUAUGGCAAGAACAUUCGUAAAAAGGAUCCUGUUCUUCUCUUACACUGGUGGAAGGAAAUCGUUGGAACUAUUCUGUUUUGUAUCGUAGCCACAACUUUUAUUGUGCGCAGACUUUUCCACCCUCAGCCUCACAGACAAAGGAAGGAGUCUGAAACUCAGUGUCAAACUGAAAAUAAAUAUGAUUCUGUAAGUGGCGAAGGCAGUGACAGUAGCUGGAAUGAUCUGAAAAACUCAGGAUAUGUAUCACGCUACCUAACAGAUUUUGAACCAAUCCAGUGCAUGGGUCGUGGUGGCUUUGGAGUUGUCUUUGAAGCUAAAAACAAAGUAGAUGACUGCAAUUAUGCUAUCAAGAGGAUCAGACUCCCCAAUAGCACAGACUGGCCACUCAGCUCUCCUAGCCCAAUGGAGGCACCAUCCGUUAAGAUUCGCAGAAUGGAUCCUUUCUCUACAAAAGAACAUAUCGAAAUCAUAGCUCCUUCACCUCAGAGAAGGAGGUCUUUUUCAGUGGGGAUUUCCUGUGGCCAGACAAGUUCAUCUGAGAGCCAAUUCUCUCCUCUGGAGCUCUCAGGAACAGACCAAGGAGAUGGCAGUGGGUCAGUGGAUGCAGCACACAACCUCCAGGACAGUUGCCUGACAGACUGUGAUGUAGAAGAUGGUACCAUGGAUGGCAGUGAUGAGGGGCACUCCUUUGAACUUUGCCCUUCUGAAGCCUCUCCUUAUGUAAGAUCAAGGGAGAGAACCUCUUCUUCCAUAGUGUUUGAAGAUUCUGGCUGUGAUAAUGCAUCCAGUAAAGAAGAUCUCAACAUUAACCGGUUACACAUUGGCAACCAUUAUGCUAAUAAACUAACUGAUUUCAAGUAUUCCAGCAGCAAAUCUUCUGAAGCUACAUUGUCUCUUUCCCCUCCAAGACCCACUACUUUAAGUUUAGAUCUCACUAAGAACACAACAGAUAAGCUUCAGCCCAGUUCACCAAAGGUGUAUCUGUACAUUCAGAUGCAGCUGUGCAGAAAGGAAAACCUCAAAGACUGGAUGAACCAACGGUGUACCAUCGAGGAGAGAGAGAGGAGCAUAUGUCUGCAUAUCUUCCUGCAGAUCGCAGAGGCAGUGGAGUUUCUACACAGUAAAGGACUCAUGCACAGGGACCUCAAGCCUUCCAACAUUUUCUUCACAAUGGAUGAUGUAGUCAAGGUUGGAGACUUCGGAUUAGUUACGGCAAUGGACCAGGAUGAAGAAGAGCAGACGGUUCUGACGCCAAUGCCAGCCUAUGCCACACACACAGGACAAGUAGGGACCAAACUAUACAUGAGUCCAGAGCAGAUUCAUGGAAACAACUACUCUCAUAAAGUGGACAUCUUUUCUUUAGGCCUGAUUCUGUUUGAAUUGCUGUACCCAUUUAGCACUCAGAUGGAGAGAGUCAGGACCCUAACUGAUGUAAGAAAUCUUAAAUUUCCACCACUAUUUACUCAGAAAUAUCCUCACGAGUAUUUGAUGGUUCAAGACAUGCUCUCCCCAUCCCCCACGGAACGGCCUGAAGCCACAGACAUCAUUGAAAACGCUGUAUUUGCAGACUUGGAGAUUCCAGGAAAAACAGUGCUCAGACAGCGCUCCCGCUCCAUGAGUUCAUCGGGAACAAAACAUUCCAGACAGUCCAGCACCUCUCACAGCCCUUUGCCCAGCAAUUAGCUUUCACUUGUGCAAGCAACCCAAGCAGGUGACAGGACAGCCACUUCUGAGGAGGGUGGCAUUCCAGAUUGUUUUUUGCACAAUUUUUCUUUCUUUUUUUUUU